AUGGCCAAGGUGCGGAGCAAUUUCCAAGAGCUCCCAAUUGAACCUCAUGGCAUCAUUUGGGAAGACGACUUUGUCGACGCCGAGCAUGAACAGCGUCUCAUCUCCAUCUUCCUGAACGAGCUGAAAUGGCCCGAUCGCCCGGGCCGUAUAUCCCUCCACUACGGCUACACUUUCGACUAUAAAACAUUUGGAAUAGAUCCAGAAAUCCCCUACAAAGAGUUUCCGGGAUGGCUCCAACCACUCAUCCCCACUACCGAAGAACGACCACCAGAUCAGGUCUGUCUGCAGUACUAUCCUCCAGGUGCUGGCAUCCCUCCACACGUAGAUGCACACAAGCCGUAUGAUCAGCUCUACGCACUGUCUCUGGGUGCCCCUGCUAUGAUGUUAUUUCGCAGGGGCGAGCAGCGCCUCGAGGUUGAUUUGACCCCGCGGAGCAUGAUGCAGAUGAGCGGUGACUCUAGGCUGCAUUGGACGCAUGGUAUUAAGAAAAGAAAGACGGAUACUCUUCCAGACGGAACGGUCCGGCUGCGCGAGAAUCGGUGGAGCAUUACCUAUCGCUGGCUCAGAGAUGGAGAUUGUGAAUGUGGGAACCUCGAGCUAUGUGAUACUGCCCAACAGCGGAAUGGUGUUGAGAAGGAGAAGAGAUCAGUCAAGGAGCUGGCUGAGAAAGCUGCUGCUGAAAAGUUGAAUGCUGAACAAAUGGCUGCAACGGCAGUUUGA
Penicillium nucicola is the source of this 720-nucleotide messenger RNA. RefSeq lists its product as uncharacterized. Bases 1 to 720 code for a protein of 239 amino acids. The record is from RefSeq and is a predicted model, not a curated record. The transcript has a single exon. Gene Ontology annotation, molecular function: oxidoreductase activity; demethylase activity. Lineage: Eukaryota; Fungi; Ascomycota; Eurotiomycetes; Eurotiales; Aspergillaceae. Gene Ontology annotation, biological process: oxidative demethylation.